This is a messenger RNA of Effrenium voratum, 402 nucleotides long. The record is from the annotation of a GenBank genome assembly. Lineage: Eukaryota; Dinophyceae; Suessiales; Symbiodiniaceae.
AUGGCCAGGGAGCUCUCAGGCCAAAGUGCCUCCGCUGCCUGGGCCGGCUCGGGAGCUGCCAGUGCUUCGGGGAACGUCGCGCAGGUGCCUAGAUACAGCAUCGGCAGCCCGUUGGACACAGCAAAGCCGGAGGCCGCUAGCCCGUGGUGGAAGCAGGUUGCCGAGAUGGAGCCCAAAGCGGCAGAACGGGAAGACGAGUCGCCGGUCAAGGCGGCAGACCCGCCAGCAGAGGUGCUCCAGCCGCUGCUGGCGGCAUUGCGAGAGGACUUCAAGCGGGAGCUGCAGGAGGCUCAGCUGGCCAUGAUGGAGCAGAACUUCCGGCUCCACGCAGAGCUGCGGAAGGACGUGGACGCGCUGCGGCGGGAAGUGCAGCAGCUGCGAGGGGAGCUGCGUGUCUUGUAA